Molecule: messenger RNA, 825 nt
Organism: Chlamydomonas reinhardtii
Lineage: Eukaryota; Viridiplantae; Chlorophyta; Chlorophyceae; Chlamydomonadales; Chlamydomonadaceae
Product: ribosomal protein S10
Exons: 6
Coding region: 126-647 (173 amino acids)
Cellular component (GO): cytosolic small ribosomal subunit
Molecular function (GO): RNA binding; structural constituent of ribosome
Source: RefSeq, a predicted model, not a curated record
ACCGUCCAUAGGACUCUUCUCACACCACAGGUGUGCAGCGGGAGUCGAGUCGACCUCGAGUCGACGCGUAAAAGAGAGGUCCCAAACCCCCACUUGGUGGCUGUCUCUUCCUCAGGCCAGCAAAGAUGCUUAUCCCCAAGAAGAACCGCAGGGAGGUGUACAAGUACCUCUUCAAGGAGGGUGUCCUUCAGGCGGAGAAGGACUUCAACCUCAAGGAGCACCCGGAGAUCCCCGGCGUGCCCAACCUGCAGGUCAUUAAGCUCAUGCAGAGCUUCAAGUCCCAGGAGCUGGUGACUGAGCGCUUCUCCUGGCGCCACUACUACUGGUUCCUGACCAACAAGGGCAUUGACUACCUGCGCGAGUACCUGAACCUGCCCAGCGAGAUCGUGCCCGCCACCCUGAAGAAGUCCAACCGCCCCCUGGAGCGUGGCCCGCCCAUGCGCGGCGGCGACCGCGGCGACCGCCCGCCCCGCCGUGAGGGUGGCUUCGGUGGCCCCCGCGAGGGUGGCCGCGAGGGCUACCGCGGUGCUCCCCGCGAGGGCGGCGGCUUCGGCCGCGGUGCCGACAAGGCCGGCGCCCCCGGUGCCUACCAGCCCCAGUUCGGCGGCUCGGGCGGCUUCGGCCGCGGCGGCGCCGCCCCCCAGUAAACAUCUGCUGCUUACUGGCGGCGGUGUGCGGCGGGAGGGCUGAGGCCAGGACCACAGGCGUAGUGGCCGCUGUCUUCCAGGACGUUGCCCAGAUUCGCCACCGCGCGUGACGAUUGCGCUUCCCGUGCCCCCGCUCGCGUAGAGCGUGCGGGCCUGAAAGUUGUAACGCCGGUUGGGU